UUUCAAGGGUUCAUUUGAUCAAUUCGCAAUGGGCCAUGCAGCUGCCGCACUUGCAAGGCGUGCGCUGCCUUUGUGCCGCCUGGGUGCUGUGCAGCCGAUUCCUGCCCUCAGAGCAUGCGGGCAUUUGGAGGGUGGGUCAGCUGCGUGGCGGGGAGUGCGGCGCUGCGUGUUUCAUGGUGCUCAGCGGCUUCGUGGCGCAGUGGCAGCCCGCUUUGGAGCUGCGGCAGCUGCGGCGCUUCUUCCUGCGGCGCUUCCUGCGGCUGUGGCCGGCGGCAUGGCUGGCCAUGGCCUGGAGCUUAGCCCUGCAGCCGCAGCUGCCACGUGGAAGCUGCCUGCUGCUGCUGCAGUGGUCAAAGGAGGAGGCCAUGCAGUGCCCGAAUGGCGCCACAUGGACAGCAUCCAUGCUGCUGCCUUGCUGGCUCAUCUUCCCCUGCCUGUCCAGCCCACUGUGCCGGCCGUGUCCAAAGCUGACCUUUGCAGUGGUUGUGGGCCUUUGGCUGCUGAGCUGUCUGUGGCCCGUGGACGGUCCAGUCAUGGCCAUGCCCAGCUUCAUCUUGGGCGUGGCGGCAGCUUUCGUGGUGCAGGCGUCGGACAAAGAUGAGACUGUCGGCCGAAUGCACGGCAUCCUGGCGGAUCUCAUUGCAGUUGGCAUGGCAACGGUCGUCACCUUCGUUGGGCAGACGGAUGAGUACCAUCGCUACUUGGCCCUGCCCACUGCUCUCUUCUUCCUGCUCGCAACAGCAGGCGGAGGUAUGGUGCAAGCCUUGCUGCGCCACAAAGCCUUGGCGAGCUUAGGGGAUGCUACGCUCUACGUAUACCUGUUCCAGGAGCCGCUCUUCGAGUCGCUGGCGGCUUGGGAGCCCAAGCUGCGGCACUCCGCCGAGGGCUUCGUCUUCUUCGUGCUGCUUCUGUGGUUGCUCGCAGGCCUCUACGCAGCCUUCGCAGAGCCCUGGCUGCUGCGGAUGGCGUGCGCAGAGUGAUGGGCACCUGAGCGCAGGUCUAGCCGCUGCGUG
Molecule: messenger RNA, 1013 nt
Organism: Effrenium voratum
Lineage: Eukaryota; Dinophyceae; Suessiales; Symbiodiniaceae
Source: the annotation of a GenBank genome assembly